Messenger RNA from Periophthalmus magnuspinnatus, 571 nucleotides. Its product is annotated as calnexin-like. The transcript is spliced from 5 exons. NCBI's taxonomy places the organism in Eukaryota, Metazoa, Chordata, Actinopteri, Gobiiformes, Gobiidae. The coding region runs from base 111 to 446 and encodes 111 amino acids. The record is from RefSeq and is a predicted model, not a curated record.
AAAUGAUUAAAAGGUAGAUUCCUGUCUCCUCUCAGUGUUUGAGAAAGCACGGGGAAAAUCUGCAGCUGUAAUUAGAAACAAUAUCAUUUGGAAUAAGUGGAUUUUCAAAAAUGGAGAAGAUUUUGGGGUUGUUUUGCCUGUUGGAGAUGGUUAAACAUGUGAUAGCCAAAACACAGCCUGGUUUAAUCGAGAGCUUGAUUCUUGCUGCUAAUUCUCGUCCCUGGCUGUGGAGUAUUUAUGUCUUCACUGUGGGACUUCCUAUGAUUCUCUUCAUCAGCUUCAUGUGGCCUGACAAGAGAUUUGGUCCUCCUGAUCAGCCCUAUUAUUAUAAGAAAUCUGAUGAAGAACAAGAAGAUGAUCCAGAACACCCUCCUCUAUCCACUAAACAUGUACCAGCCAAACAAGAUAAAGCCACAGAAACAGGAGCCAGGAAAAGAGGUGCAUAAAACCCAAAGGAAAUCCGACCUGGACCUGAAGGUCAACUGAUAAGCCCACAUUGCUAAAGAAAAAGUUUUAAAUGCAGAGCUACCAACACUUUUGUAAAUACACAAUUUAAUAAAUACUUUAUUAU